AUGGCCGACGUAUCGUCAGCUGCAAGAACCUCCCAGAGCGGGGACUUGCACCAGAUUCGCGUUGGUCCAAAGGUAGGAACGAUUCUACUUGCCGUCGGUGGAAUUGGGACGAAUCCUCCAGAACACUGGACAAACUCCAAAGGCGAGCUAUGGCUGGGCGCACUCGACGCGCCUGACAUUGGGAUCUUAUCCUUUCCAAACCGGCUCGCAGGAAACGGCGUCCUGUCGGGAAGGGAUGUCGAGAGGGAGGGCGCGGCUCUUCUCGCUGCACUGGACCGGCUCGCCGUGGACGAAACGAGCCCGAGGACGUAUCGAAAUAUAAUGCGCAAGAUCGCCGUCUUCGUCUUCAUGGGAUGUCCGCAUUCCUCGUCUCGAGAUCCAAAGAACUGGGCUGGCGUUGAAAGCAUUGUCCAAAAGUUUACCAAGGGAAAGAAGAACGCACUGGACCCUCAUUGUGUUGAGAGUUUGGCUGUGGAUUGUGACGGAUUCCGCAUCAUCCUCGCGGAAAAUAACACGCCAGUCUUGACCGUAAGUGAGAAAAAGGGUAUGAGCCGACAGGUGAUUGGGAAGAAGGUUGUGUUUGUUGAUAAAGACUCGGCAACGAUUGGCCACAACCGGGAGACUCUGCUCGAAGAAAACUCCAACCAUCGGGACCUUUGCAUGGUUUCUAGUGGGAACACUCGGCCUUCUGUCUUUGACGAGUCUACCGUCAGAGACCAGAGCAGCGACGAAGAAGAUAUGACCAUGUUCGGCCAGAGUCCAUCGGGCCCAUCUUCAACCAACCACGGGACGUGGACUGGGAAGCAUGCCACGACGGGUAGUGAUAAGAUCAACCCCGAAGUCAUCUCGGCCCUGAAGAGUUUCACCAUCGAACACCGAGACCCAAUCCUGCCUUGCAAGCACAUCCCCCUGCCUAAAGACCCGGUCUUCUCCGGGCGCGAGGACACAAUCGCGAGUAUGCGAAACGCCCUCCUCACCCCCAUACAAGAACCGGAGGAUGAUUCAAGUGACUCCCUCGGCGACGCCACACCGCCCCUGAACGCCUAUUCUCUGUGUGGCCCCGGUGGCAUGGGGAAAACCUCCAUUGCCAACGAGUUCGUCCACAGGUACGAGAAGGAGUUUGACGCCGUCUUCUGGGUCGCGGCCGACGAGGAGACCAAGCUUUUCGACAGUUUCCGCGAGAUCGCUUUAAAGCUUGGCAUCGUUGAAGACACCGACGGCCAAGACCCUUCCGCGAUCCGGGAGACGCUGCUGGCUUGGCUUGCCAACCCUCUCAAAUCCUACGAGCACAUGGACCAUGCCAAGCCGGUGAGGGCGUCUUGGCUUAUCGUCUUCGACAACGUGGAAGGCGCCGAUACCCUCGAAGACUUCUGGCCGAAAGAAGCUGCCGGGUCUGUCUUGGUCACCUGCCGAAAUCCCCUGAUCAAAAACUCCCCCUACUUGCGAAACAUUGGUACCACGGUGCCCGAGCUUCGAGAGGAGGAGGGGGUGUCUCUACUGCUCCGCCUUACCGGCCGCGAGGGUGAUGAAGACGAUGUCAAGCGGGCUCCGGAUGUCGUUCGCACGCUAGGCAGAUAUCCCCUUGCCAUCGCACAAAUGUCUGGGGUCAUAAAGGCGCGAGAGCUCAGCUUCCACGAAUUCCUUGAUCUGUAUUCCGAGGAGACGGAGCGGAGAAAGAUGCUGGGAAUCUCGGAGGGGCAGUCGGCAUCCCUCCGCAGAUACAACCAAACACUCGGCACGGUUUGGGCCCUCGACGAUCUGAAGCAAGGCAGGGCCUUGCUGCAAGUCAUCUCUCUCCUUGACCCGGAUAGUAUCCCCGAAUCACUUCUCGAGAAGAAUCCAGCGUGCGCGGACUGGGAUCGCUAUCCCCAAACGUCGCUAGAAUACACAGAGGCUCGAGCCGAGCUCACAUCCCGAUCCCUCAUCUAUCGGAACCGAGACAAGAAAACACUACGCGUCCACCGCAUGGUACAAGACACAGUCAGAGCUCAGAUGGACGAUGUCACCUUCAACGAGGUAUACUCUCGAGCGCUGGAUAUGCUUGGCGCUCGGUGGCCGAGGGUCUUCAAAGGUUUCGGUAACGUACAGACGGACUGGAAACAGAAUGGUGAGCUCUGGGCUCAUAUUCUUUCGCUCUUCAAAUAUCGGGACCGUUUCGACCCGGUCGUGACUCAUCUUGCCGUCGCGAUAAAACGUAUGGACUUUACUCUGGACGUCCUGAUGUUCAGCAUUGCCGAUUCCAGGUUCAGUGCCUCGCCGACGAUGUUGUCCUUCUUUGACUUCCUGAGAGAAGCAGUGAAAGGGCACGAUGAUAGCUAUGAGCUACAGAUGAUUGAUGCUACUUUGCUGUACCGCCGAGGGGAGCUUGGGCUGCACAUCAACGACCGUGAGCACCCUCUCCCGGACUUUAGCCGAUGCGUCGAACAGCUGGAUCGACUGCUAGACGAGGAUGCCAAGAGAGCCGACUCAUACUUUGGAGCGACGGUUAACGAGCUCGGGUGCGCCCACCUGAUGAACUGGAACGACGAGGAUGGCCUGCGCGAGUUUGAGAGGGCAGUCACAAUCUUCCAGAACCUGAAACACCCAUCUGCGCAGGAGACAACCAUGGCGCAGAUCAACGUCGGGUUCGUGUAUGGCUAUCUCGGGCGGUACGAUGAGGCGUCGCAGAUAUUCGACGCGGCACUAAAGGACCGCUUUGAGGAGCUUGGAGAGGAUGACUAUUCCUCCUUUGUGAACGGAAAGCUGUAUAUGGGUUGGGGCAAUGUCAGGGCUGCACAGGGCCGACUCGAUGAGAGCUUCAAGCUACACGUCAGAUGCUUGGAGCAUUACAAGCGCUCUGUCGGCAACUUUCACCAUCGAACCGGCGACGGCUGUGUGAAGGCAUCUGACCACUUUGCUCGCACGGGAGACGCCCCCACGGCACUUGCGCUGCUUGACCAGGCUCUCAAGAUCUUCAGCCUCGAUGCAUAUCAUAGGCCCGAGGCCGCGAGGGCUCACUACAAGAAGGGAAACAUCCUCAAGGAGCUCGAUCAAGAAGAGGAGGCAAAGAAGGAACUGGACAUGGCUCUGGAGAUAUUCAACAGCAUUGUGCCCCCAGAAGACCGUGUCGGAGGUAUCGAUGAGCUAGACGAUGAGGAUUUUGAUCAUUGGAUCAUGUUUUGGUCUCGGUGA
Messenger RNA from Thyridium curvatum, 3171 nucleotides. RefSeq lists its product as uncharacterized. The transcript has 9 exons. Bases 1 to 3171 code for a protein of 1056 amino acids. Lineage: Eukaryota; Fungi; Ascomycota; Sordariomycetes; Thyridiales; Thyridiaceae. The record is from RefSeq and is a predicted model, not a curated record. Gene Ontology annotation, molecular function: protein binding; ADP binding.